Molecule: messenger RNA, 2579 nt
Organism: Aphanomyces invadans
Lineage: Eukaryota; Oomycota; Saprolegniomycetes; Saprolegniales; Verrucalvaceae
Exons: 3
Coding region: 8-886 (292 amino acids)
Biological process (GO): protein import into peroxisome matrix, docking
Cellular component (GO): peroxisomal importomer complex; peroxisomal membrane; peroxisome
Source: RefSeq, a predicted model, not a curated record
GAGAAAGAUGAGCCUGCCGAAAAAACCGUGGGAAACGGUGUCGGCGCCGCCGCGUUCCUCCGUCGUCCCAAGCACAUCCACGAGGUCAACUGCUACCAUGCCGUCAAGUGUAGGAGGAUCCCAAGGCAGCACAAUCUCGACAUCCGCGACGACGAGUUCGCUGUAUCCACACGACACCACUGGCGCGUUGAUGGCCCAAGGCGGUACAACUCCAUCCACGUACGGCGCACCUGGAACCUACGGAAGUCGAUAUGGUAUGGGUGUAUCCCCAUACGGCGGAGGAUAUGGAAGUGCCUAUGGCGGUGGAUACGGCGGGUACGGCGGGGGUAUGUACAGUGGCGGCUAUGGCGGCUAUGGCGGUGGGAUGUACGGCGGCGGCAUGUAUGGCGGCGGUGGUGGGCCCAUGAUGAUGGAUCCUAAUGGACACAUGGGCUGGCUCGUCAGUUUCAACCAAACUGUGAGCGCGAUCGGUCAAAUCACACAGGUCCUGGGGAUGAACGCUGAAUCGCUCAACUUUUGUUUUGGCAGUUUUGUUCACUUCAUGGAGCGCAUGGCGUUCCUCACGACGAAUGCCGUCGCGAUGUUGUCGCCCAAACCAGUGUUUCCCCCGGGCCACCCUCGCUAUGGGGAACCCCCCGAGACUGAAGAUGAGAUCAAGAGCAGGCUGAGGCGCGUGCGCGUCGUCAAGUUCUUAUUCAGCCUCGUGGCCAUCUACGCCGCGUCGCGCGUCGCUCGCUUCAUGCGCAGUCUAUGGCGGCGGCCACAGCUCCCUCCGCCGACCUUAUCGUAUGACCGUGUGUUUGGCUCUAUUGCGUCCAGUACACACACCACAAAUGCCAUCUCAUCGGCCACAGGGACAGCAGAAGCAGCUGCGUUGAAGGCGUAGACCAUGGUAUUCAAACUCGUAUGAGUCUGGAAGCUCAUGCAUCAUCUGUGUUGAGUAGUUCGUGAUGGAGAGAUCGACAGUGUGAGGCAUUCGUAAGGGACGGCGCCAUUCGUCCAGCCAUCCAAGGGCUAGCGCCCGAGAGAGUAGGGAUAGGUCCAUAGAGACGAUUUUACAAUACAAUAGUUUACAUUGAGAAGCUCGACGACAUCAACAGGGCUCGCCAGACGAGGGGUGCACGAUGCGGCAGCGAAACGAUGCCCCUACGAGGCCAACAUGUCGACGUGGCACUGGUGGUUCCAUCGCCACUCAAAGUGGGUCGUGACCAUGUGAAAAUGGACGAGGGCGGCGGCCACGACGCAGACGUGCCAGAUUUGAUGGGACCCAAACAGUGUGUCGAAUCGGCCGGGGUAUAAGCGCUCGGGGACGCGACUCAUGUAGAUCAUGGCGCCGCCAAUGUAAAACAAGCCUUCCCACAGCAUCGGAGCCAGAAUCACCUGCACUUGCUCGUGGAAAAAGCCGUCAAUGAACGCCAUGUGGACGACGGGCACCGCGCCAAAGAGGCCGAACGAGAUGAACGUGCAAGUGCGGAGAACGAGGAACUUCUCCUUGGCAAAGAACGGCAUCAUGGCCAUUGCAAACGUCAUCGAAGCGAGGACCAUGGUCGUGCCGAGGUAAAACCAACGAAGGCCGGCGUCACAGUAGAACCCGUAGUACUGGACGGGAAAGAACGAGCCAGAGAUCAAGAUCGAGAUGCCAGCGUAGUCCAGGCGCGACAGCACGGCGUACACGGGAUGGCUCACGACGUAGAGCAAGUGGAAGAUCGCCGAGCAGGUCAGGCAAAUGAUGGCACUCCCGACGAAGAUGGACACGGGCCAAACCGGCACUUUGUGGUCCAGAUCGAAGCGGAGGACAUUAAGGACGUCGGUGAUCGCUUGGACGCCGUGGCGGAUGUUGUCUUGGUGAUGGGACUGCUGAAGAGCCGUCAGCCGCGCGCGAACGUUGUUCUGGAGGGAUUCCAAGUGGCUGAACACGUGACGAUUCAACCACGCGUGGUCUGCCAGCGCCAGGAGCCGAUCUUGGAGUUGUACGAGGUCUUGCUUGAGCAAAUGGAAUUCACCAUUGAUGGAGUCAGCCGAGUCUUGGACGAGGUCGGACAGUGUUGUGUUGAAGAGAACACUCGCGAUUUCAAGGAACUGUCGCGGCGGGCCAUGCAACGACAACGUUUGGACGAGCGCACGUUCGGAAGAAUCCAUGAUGGAAUGCGCCACGAAGAGUCGAAGGGUGUGGUGUCCAUGGGACAGGUAUGGCAAGUUGGCAAGGUGGACGUGGUGCGGCGAUUCGACUUCGUGAUGGGGAUGCACGGCUUUGUCGAACUGUGUGUACAACAGUACCAGGAGCGAUACAAAGAUGAGCGACCCGAUCAUGUGCGUCCACACAUUCAGUGUCUCGUUGUGCAUUUCAAACAGGGACACUACGCAUUCCUUGACGGAAUAAUGGAGACGAUACCCGUGGUGGAUGAACGUGUUGUCGCCGAGGUAGGCAAACCCUUCGUGCUCGAGGCGAUGGAACGCCUCCAGCCUCUUCGUCCUUGUUGAUUUUUCCCGCAUCAAUGGCGGCGUCGGUGGAUGCGCCUUCUUCGCCGCGGCAGACAUUCUCGACGAGCGCGGUAGAUGUGGGAGUGACAGCACCUUCG